AUGACGCGGGACGGCGCAGGCGGCGGCGGCCGCUCGCCCCGGCGGGGCGCGGCGCAGCCCCCCGGCGGCCCCGCGCAGCAGGAGGGGCAGCGGCGCGAGCUGGAGGCGCUGCGGGCCCAGCUGGAGGGCGAGCGGGUCCGCUCGCAGGAGCUGCGCCGCCGCCUCGCCGCCGAGACGCGCGAGCUGAAGGAGGCGGCGGCGCGGGAGCGGCGGCGCCUGGCCGAGCAGCUGCGCUCCAAGUGGGAGCAGCAGCAGGCGCGGGAGCUGCAGCGGCUGCGGGAGCUGAGCCAGCGGCAGCGGGCGGCCGAGAUCCGGCAGCUGCUGCGCUGGAAGGAGGCGGAGCUGCGCGAGGCGCAGGAGCUGCUGCGGCGGGAGCGCGACGCCGCCGUGCGCCAGGCGCGGGAGCUGCAGCGGCAGCUGGCCGAGGAGCUGGUGCGGCGCGGCGGCGGCGAGGCCCGCGGCGGCGGCGAGGCCCGCGGGCGCCUGCAGGACGUGCUCGGCCAGCUCCGCUGGGAGACCGACGGCGACCAGGCCGCCCGCAUCCGCCACCUGCAGAACGAGCUGCAGCUGGAGAGGAGCCUCUUCGUCAAGUACAUCCUGGAGCGGUCCGAGGGCGAGCCGCCCGCCUCCCCGCGCGGCGCUGGGGCUGCGGCCUGGCGCGGCCCCCAGGCCCUCCUGGGCGGCAGGACCCCCCGGCCCUGCUCCUGGGAGAGCCUCAUCACGUCUCGCACCCCUGACGGUGAAGGGCUCCGGGCCCUCGCGGGGGCCGGCGGCCGGAUCAAGCCUCCGUCGGCGCCGGGGGAGGAGCUCGGUCAAACUCGGUCUGUGCUAGAGGACAGCCACGCUGAAAGCCCCAGCAUGGGGCAGUGGGUGAUCCGCAAGGGUUUAAAAGACACCCACCUCCAGGAGGAAGGGGACAGCAUGCAGUUUCUGCCGGAGGCUGUGGGUGGAGAGUUGGUGCUGCACUGUCUGGACUCCCCACCCGAAGGAAAGCCGGGCAGCCGGGGGCCUGUGGGAGAGGGGAGUAUUCCGAGAGUAGGGCAGCAGGAGGACUGGCUGCUUGACAGCAGGUACAAGGAGCUCGUGGAGCAGAACACCCACCUCCAGAGCGCCCUGAAAGACCUGGAGAAGAGAUGUAAUGACCUUCAAAACAAGAACUGUCUUCUGAGGAAGAGGAGCUUUCCAGAAGUGCGGGAGCAGGUGAAGAGGCUCAAGCAGAAGAACGCUGAGCUAGCUGUCAUUACCAAGCAACUGGAAGAAAGAUCUAGGCAACUACAAGAGACCAGUCUCAAGGCGAUCAAUACUCCAAUACCACGGCCCAUCCAAAGCUCCAGCGUGGAACUGUGCAUGAAAUCAUUUGCCCAGCAGAGGGCUAAAGAAAUGAGAGCACACGCCAGAACUCUUCUGGUGAAGGAUAAGCAGAUAGAAGUCUUGCAGAAGAAGUUUUGGGAACUUCAGGCCAAACUGGCUGCAGACAAAGAAGGCUCGUACUGUCUCAGUUUCAGUGACUUCAGUCAUUUGCUAAGCAAAUCUCGGAAAGAAGCGUUAUGCUCACAGAGACAGAUUGCAGUGAGGAACCUAAAGGAAUCUCUGAAUUCCUCCCAUAGUGUUCAAGAUGUUUCUUCUCCAGUGUACCUAGUACCAAAAACAGUGGCAACAAGCAUGGAUUCAAGCUUAGAUGGCUCAUCUUUGUCAAAGGAGACACAAACAGAAAUUACCACAUUGACAAAAGAUAGAGGGUCAGUGGAAUCACUUUUAGAAACAGGAUCUGAGAAGUAUGAAACCACCACUUUAAAGACAGACCAAGUCAACAAGCAGCAGAGAGAGCACUUGGGAGUAGAGCUUGGUAAAAAGCUUAGGCAGCACAAAAACUUGGAACAAGAAGUUUCAAAAAAGCAGAAAAGAUGUGAGGAGUUAGAAGUGCAGCUUACAGAGAUGAUGAAUGAAAAUGCCAGACUUGCCAAAGAAAAUUCUCAACUCGGUGGGAAGACAGAAUGGACAGAAAAGGUUCAAUCUGAAAACACUGAUCUGAAGGUGAAACUAGCACAAGUGACAGAGGAGCGAAAUUCUGCCAUCCAAGCAACCAACUGUCUUCAAAUUAAAUUGGAAGAUCUAGAGCACAAACUGAAAGACAUGAGAGAAAUAGCAGAAAGAAAGCAACAGCUGGAGAACGAGCAUGAGGAAACAAAGUUAGUGCUAGAGAAGAAAGAAGAGGAAGUUAAGCACUUACAGAGGGCUCAGGUAGAAGUAAAAGUUGCACAUGAAAGAGUCAUGCAGCAGUUUCAAGCCCAGGUGAGAGAGUUAAAGAAUCAGUAUCAUAAUCAAACUGAACAAUAUAAUCUGUUGUCUCAGAAACUUGAACAAUUGAAAAUAAAGAAGUCCAACCAUAUCAUUUCAGAGCUGCCACAUGUUACAUGUUUUUCCGCAGCACAGACCUAUGCAGAGGAUGCCCGUGAUCUUUGUUGCAGUGAAAAUAGUUCUGAUACUUUUGAGAAGCCAACCAAAGCCCUGGCAACCCCAACAAGUAGCUUGAAAUCUGAUUCCACACAGGGGAGUCCUAGAUCCUGCCCUAUUUCAGAGGAGGAUGCUGUAAGUGAGACAGAAGAAUCAGUAGCAGACAAACCUUCUUUAAUUCUAGAGUCAGCAAGGCAACAACCAGCAAAACUUAGAGUAUUCUUAGCUCAAUAUAGCUACGAUCCUUAUGAUGGUCCUAAUAAGCACCCUGAAGUAGAGCUUCCUCUAACUGCUGGAGAAUACGUUUAUAUCUUUGGAGACAUGGAUGAGGACGGUUUCUUUGAGGGAGAACUGAUGGAUGGCAGAAGAGGGUUGGUCCCUUCUAAUUUGAUAGAGGAAGUUUCAGAUGAUGACCUGGUGAUGACUGUGCUUCCAGAACUAAGUGAUUUCUUGCAGAAUGCAGAUCAUGAAGAGACUUUUUGCAGCAAAAGCGUUCACAAUGGAGGAAAAAAUGAUGGUCUUGAGGAAGGAAUCUGUGUUAGUGGAUUGGCUGAUAGGCCAGGAGACACAGAGAUUCCUCUUAAUCAUGCAGCCAUACCUUAUCCAAGAAACCUCACUCUAAUUAAGCAAUUUGCAAGAAGUAUUAUUAUUGGCUGGGAGCCUCCACUUGUACUAGGUGUGUGGGAGGAGGUGCAGAACUAUAACAUUUCUGUAGAUACUGAGUGUAGCUUCUGUAGCCAGAAUGUGAGAUUUAGCUCUGAGACUCAAGCAGUGAUUGAAGACCUAGACUUAAAAAAUAAGACCUACCGAAUUUCAGUUCAAAGUGUAACAGAGAAAGGAAAUUCAGACAAGAUGCAGUGUACUAUCCUCAUAGGGAAAGACUUCCAUAUCGCUCCAGAAUGUUUGGAACUUAGGAGCAUCACUCCUACUUCAGCAGAGGUGACGUGGAUGCCAAGCAGCAGCAAUUAUUUGCAUGCUGUGUACCUUAAUGGAAGAGAGUGUGCUAUAUCAAAGCCAGGUGUUUACUGCUAUACUUUCCAAAGCUUGCAACCCAACACUCAGUAUGAAGCAAAAGUUGAAGCCUGCCCUAAGGAUAUGAAAUGGCAUGUUCCCCAGAAGUCGGAGCAAAAUUCAGUAGCAGUUAGAUUUGUUACUCCAUCUGCAGGUGUACCUCAUGCUCCACUUGAUGUUCAAGUGGAACCUGGACCAUCAGCAAGUGCUUUGCUUAUCAGUUGGCUACCAGUGACAAUUGAUGCUGAAGGAUCUUCCAAUGGAGUACAAGUUACUGGUUAUGCUGUGUAUAUCAACAGACAAAAAGUGAAAGAAAUUGCAUCUCCAACAGCUGGGAGUGCCCUGGUAGAUCUGUCCCGUUUAGAAGUAUUCCAAACAUCUCAGAAGGUUUCUGUGAGAACUUUGUCUCCAUAUGGCGAAUCUGUUGAUUCAGUGCCAGCUCUGAUUCCUCCAGCCUUGCUGAGUGCUCCCAGCUGCUCCUGCCUGCCUAAGUCUACAUCUGUAAGACUGACACCUGGAAAGCCAUAUGAGGAAUUCCCAGACUCUCAGCCUUCAACCCAUAGCACAUCCUCUUUCUCCUCCUCCUCACAGGUAAAUAUAGCAAGUCAAGAUGCCAGAUUGACCAUUCACUUCACUGAUAACUGCUGCGACUCUGUAACUUCACCCCCAACAAGUGUUUCCCAAAAUCAGUUUUCUCACAGCUCUAUCAUGAUGCAUGAGCCUAAUGCAUUGCCAGUAAAGUCAAGCACUGCAAAAAAUGAAGAUGAUUGUGAAUGCUUACAAACUUAUCAGCAGGCACAAGUCAGCGUGCAGUCAUCAAGACUUAGCUUUCCUGCUGCAUGGCAUGAAGAAUCAUUAGGUUUUAGGAUGUCAGAAGAUUUUGUUGAAGAUGUUCAGAGGAAUAAAACAGAAAAACACUGUGUCCUUAAAAGCAAUUUACUUGAAAGUCUGCCGGUCACAAGCAACAUCAACAAGUCUAGGAUGGUCCAUUAUGUUGAUUCUGAUAAUUCUGUUGAAUUUUCAGCUGCUCAAAGAGAUGCUAAGGAAGAUGAUGGAGCUUGCUUGAGCUCUAUACAUCUAUAUUUUAGUCAGCCUGAACUGGAGAAAGCUAGUUCUAGAGACAGUGGAACAAGUCAGUUCUCUGUCCAGGAAAUCCUAUGUGAUUCUACUGAUAAGAAACAAAUAAAAGAGUUAUCUGAAGAAAUCUCCAGUGUGGGGCGAUCCAAAGUGGAAAAAGAGGAAGGCCAAACAUCACAAAUGGAAAAUUGGAAGUUGAAUUAUCCUGAUUAUCACAGCCAUGGUCUUUCAGAUAUCUUGGAAGAAGAAGAGGGCUUAGAUUUAGGUAUUCAGGAACUAAAUAGCAUAGAGACUGCGGAUCAGAAUAAUCCUAGUCUAGGUAUUGUGGCACUUUUUGACUAUGAUCCCAUAUCUAUGUCCCCUGAUUUUGAUGCAGCUGAAGAUGAGCUGCCAUUUAAAGAAAGGCAGGUUAUAAAGGCGACUGGUGACAAAGAUACUCCUGAUUUUCAUGGAAGUGAAUAUGCAGAAAAAAGCAGAAUAUAUUUCCUAUAAUGUAGUGUCUGAGGCACAGGUGGAAAAACAACAAAAUGAAAGAACAAUUGCUAAGACAAUGUUCCAUUACUUAAGGAAAAACAAAAAAAAACAAAAAAAAAAAAGAAAAAACCCGGUAUGAAUUUAGCAGAGCAGAAAAGAAAGAGUAGUUCAUCUCACACAGAAUGCAGCUGGAAUGAGAGCAAGGUUGAACAGUUGCCUCCAAAUCAGUGGCAGCAGUCUUUGUCCUGCAGGGGAGAACUCACUAAGCAUAGAUGUGGAAAGCAAACUUGCAUGCAACUCUCACAGCAUUUGGGUCUGUGGAUGGUGAUUAAUUUUACUAUAGGGAGUUAGAUGGACAGGGAGGCUUCAUCCCUUACAGUUUCCUAAAAACUUUCUCAUGGGAGAAAAAGUAGAAAAUAGAAAUGUCUAAAAAGAUAUAAUUGUAAAAAAGAAGAACCCAGCUUCAGAGCAAAGCUAAAGCACGAAUUUUUAGAUAGAGAUGAAAAAUAUGAGCAUUACUAAAAACUACUUUGACAGGUAUCCAUGAAAGUGCUUCAGACAAUCUGUAUGCUUUUA
Molecule: messenger RNA, 5592 nt
Organism: Dromaius novaehollandiae (emu)
Lineage: Eukaryota; Metazoa; Chordata; Aves; Casuariiformes; Dromaiidae
Product: peripheral-type benzodiazepine receptor-associated protein 1-like
Exons: 2
Coding region: 1-5034 (1677 amino acids)
Molecular function (GO): benzodiazepine receptor binding
Source: RefSeq, a predicted model, not a curated record